Molecule: messenger RNA, 3174 nt
Organism: Phaedon cochleariae (mustard beetle)
Lineage: Eukaryota; Metazoa; Arthropoda; Insecta; Coleoptera; Chrysomelidae
Source: the annotation of a GenBank genome assembly
AUGGGAAAGAAGGCAUCACGUAAAACUAGAUGGCGGACACUAGACAUUGCAGAUGAACAAAGUGACAGUGAAGAAUCAAACACCACUACAGCUCCCAGGCUGUCUAAAGCCUACCAACAGAAAUCCCAGUACAACAAAGUUCCCUAUUCUAGUCAAUCCACACCAAGGAGGAGGUACCAACAUGACGGUACGAAAUCCACUAGGAGCAGUAGCACUGCUAGCGAAAAUAAAAUCACUUUUAACGAAGAUGAAUACACUCGAAUCACGACUCCUAGGCAAGAUGUUCUAUUUAAGAAGGGUUACCUGAACAAGCCGAGGAGUUACCAGACCCAAACGUCUACGGGUACUUCCACAACGGGAAACUCCACCGGAAACGGAACUCCCGAUCAUCAAUCGACAGAUUUAGAAUACGAAUCGCAGUUUGUCUUCCCGAAUGGUUUUGUUGAUCAAAACGGAAUAUAUUACGUAAACAGUUUCGAACCAUAUCCCUUAAUGUUAUACAAUCCCCCUACGUACUACCCUGAAUUCUCCAAUUGCAAAUCGAAACGAUACAGCACAGGCUCAUUGACGGAAUCGACAAGUCCGAACAAUGAGGAAGCAACUAGUCAGGACUUGAGCGGCGGUGAAGCUUCGAACAACGUCUCGGAUUACAGCAGCCAUCGCAGUGUCCACAAUAUGGUCUAUUCCGAUUACUACGCCAAUGGAAUUUGUCCACCUCAAGAAAUGGUGGAUGAGCACUGCCCCACCGAUCAGAUCAGAAAAAUCAAAAAGCGCAGACGUAGAAAGACAUCGAGGUCUUUAACAGCAGCCCAAGACAGCACUGAGUGCAGCGACGAAGAAACCGACUCCUGUACAGAAGAAGUCAUCCAUCCUGCAGAAAUAACUCCAACAGAAAUCAACAGCAUCACAUCCACCGAAACAACGAAUCCAAGCACCUCAACAGACCCUCCCAUCACAAAAGCAACCAGCACAGAAGAAAACACAGUCAACGGUUGUGCAGAGGAAACAACUGAAAGUCUCGAAGAUUCCAAAGCCGGCUGUGAAACACCCCUAGAACACGUCAGCAGUGCUGUAAUCGCGCCAGACGAACGAGCAGCUCCAGAGGUUCAUUCGCAAAAACCUGAAGAGCCUCUGGAGCACCAUAAGCCUCUGAAGUACGACCUGAAGCCCGAUGCCGAAGAAUUCAUCCCUAGAGCUUACCGCGCCCCUGAGAUACCCGUCCAAUUCAUCAAAGUACCUCCGAACUUCGUGCACAUACCAGUGGUACCGUUCAACGGUCAAAACUUCAACCCAGCAUUUAUUCCCUCAGGAAUACCCAUCCAUUUCCUACCCCCAGAUCCCAAAAUGUACCCCAACUUCAUCGGAUUCGCCCCAAAUGCUCCCGAGAUGGAGGAAAAAGGAGAAUUCAUCAUGGAAACUACCUCUGCUGGCCAAGAGGUCCAGGAGCAUUGUGAUAAUCCAGUCACUGCCAGAGAUGAAGCCCCAACUUGCAAUGGAGUGCCAGAAACACAGCAUUCUACGAAGAAGACGAUCGAUAUAGCUACUGUAGUUUCGAAAUUAGAAGAAGCAGCUAAAGAACGUGAAGAACUCGAAGUACAGAGUCCAAAACGAAAUCAUUUCGUCAAAGAGUACAGAUCCAGUCCGAAGUACAAAAACAACUACAAGAGGAGCUUCUACAACAGUCCUAGGAACUCUCCACAAAGACAGGUGUACCAAAAUGGCACCACACAGGACCAAACUGCCGAGCAAACUGCUCCCGAACAAGUUGACACCAAAAAUAUACCUGAUGGUUCUCUAGGAAAUGAUGUCCUGGCCGAGAACAAAUUCGCUAGAAAUAGUCCGGAGAAGUUCAGGAAAAACUGGAAACCAAAUUAUCAGAGCAGGUGGCAGCAGAAUGGUGCCCAAAAAAGCCCGGAAUUCAAACCAAGGCAAAAUUAUAAAGUCUAUACUGAAACCAAACCGAACUCCAGAAACUACUCAGAUACCUUGAGGAAUACAGUACCUGUGAAUCCCAAACUGGUCGAAAUAAGUACAGGAGACAUCGUACCUGAAACGAAGAAAGUGGAAUCAUUAAGAAUGGAAGAAGCUAAAACUCCAAAGACAUCUCCAAAAACAUCAGUUCCUCCACUGCCAACAUCGAACCAAUGGAUAUCAGUUUCUAGCAAGAAGAAGCGGAAGAACAAAAAUACAGAAGAGGCUGACUCAUCCUUUGCAGAUCAAGAGGAAACCACAGUUGAUGAUGACUUUGAGGUGUACGACAUCAAUCUCCUAGUGGACGUAGUACCAUCUGCAACAGCAACUGAGGAGAUUAUAAAGGUUGAAAUAACUGAAGGGAAGGUUGAGGACAUCAUAAGUACUAUCGCUGAAAGUAUGAUCAGUCCUGUUGAGAUAAACAGUUUGGUACCAAAUAUACGAUCAGUCGCAGAAAUCGAAAGCGAACUGAUAGCAAAAGAACCAGAACAGCUUGAACAAAAAGAAGAGCUGAUACAACCUGAAUCCGAACCUUCUGAAGUAGCAAAGGAGACAACUGAAGAAUUCAUAGCUGUCGCUAAACCCAAAACCAAAAAGAAGUCCAAGAAAGGUUCCCAAAAAACUGUGACAAAGAGGGUGAUUAUAACGGACAUCGACCUUUCUGAUAAAUGCGAGGAGAUCAAAACUCCUGUGAAGAAAAUUGUGAAAAAGAUCGAGCAUCAUGAAGAAACGCCUGAAGUAGCACCAAACCCUGUUGAGCCCAUUGAAGAGGUCACCAAGGACCCAACCCUCCCACAAGACAAUGAUGAAGAUGAGAAAAAGAAAAGCAAAAAGAAAAGGAAGAAACCUUCGAAAUCAGUGACUUCAGAUAACAGUUUGCCCGGGUCGACCGCCACACUCACUACGGGCGAAUCGUACGAUUUUCUGUUGGACGCAAGUCUGGCAGACGAGAAGGACAAAACCAACGACGAGAUAUCCCAAGAGCUGGACAAAAUCAUCCAGAAGGGCAUGUACAGUAACCUGGAGGAGAAAAUGAGAUCGCUGGAUAUCGAUGAAAGCGAAGGUUUCUUCAAAUCCAUCUUCAGCAAGAUAUCGACGAGAGACAGCUAUGACAAAGCGGGCUACUCGAAAACCCCGGAUUUCACCAAAAUAACGCUGUUCAAACCAGCGACGAGUCGCCAGGAGAAGAUGGGAUUUUUCUAG